UGAACACAGUCCAAAACCCCCCCAACGAGAAUCAUAAAAUCACAAACAAAAUACCAAAACACGAAAAAUAACAAGGUAAUCAAUAGUCUAUUUAACAUAUAUUAUUACUAGUAGAAUACAAGAAAUAAAGAAGUAAUAACAUUCUGUGAUAAUUGGGUAUAAACAUUAGCUUAUCAAUAAAAACAUGGAGUGUGAAGAUAUUGAUAGUUCAGAAGUAAAUUGCCUCAGAAAGGAAAUAGAGGAUGAUUCUAACCGGCCAUUUAAUAAUGAACCAAGCACGUCUAGAGCCGAAUGCCAAAGGAUCUCAUUGAAUGGUGCAACAACCAGUGAAUGUACUUCAACGCAAACUGAGCCUGUUAUUCCUGAUACAGCCCAUCCUCAGUCACCCAAUCCAAGCGAGUCGAAAGAAAACAUUGAAGAUCAUGAAAUGAAAGAAUCAAUUGAAAGUAAGAAACCAAGCUUAUCCGACCUAUAUAGCGUUUUAGGGGGACCGAUUGCCGACGACUUCAAGCUAAAAGAGCCUAACAGCUAUUAUACCUCAGUGACAGGUCCUACUUUUUACCAUCUCAAAGGUCAUUUAACAACCAAACCAAUAUUAUCAAAAAAUCUCGCAGAACAAUUUGAUUCUUUACCAAUCUUUGGGUCACCAGAUACAAAGAGUGAUCUGAAUCAGUUUUAUGAUGAAAAAAUUAGAGCUUUUGUGGGAGACGAUCUUAAUGAUGAAGACUUUGAAAUGCUUUCUAAGUAUUGCAGCCCGGAGCAUUUAAAGACAGGUACAGAACUACUUAUGCCGUUGGCAGCCCCGAAAAAUGGACUUCUCCCGAAUGACAGUGAAGAAAAGUUGAAUAUAAUAAAGUCCUCAAUAGAAAACUGCGACACUAAACUGUGUAUUCACAAAAAGCUUACGCUGCGAAUUGAGAAAGAUCUUGGAAACCACUAUAACAAGAAACUGAAAUACAGGGGCAUUCGGAUCAUCCCUCUUGCACCUGACCUUGGACUUGGGCAAUUAGAUUGUAAGCAACCUGCAAAUGAGACAGAUCAAGACUUAGUCCCUGGUAAGGACUUGUUAUUCAGAGUGAGAAUAUACCGGCCGUAUGACUACAACAUAAAAUACUUUAGGGGCCGCUCCCGGCACGCGGUUUUCGUGUGCGACGUGGUGUUGCCGGGCCGGGCCGCGCUGACGGCGCUGCGGGACCGCUUCGUGUGCCCCAACGACGUCGGCAUGCGCCUCGACGUGUCCGAGGCGCCCGACGUGCCGCCCGCCACCAACGCCAAGGACGUGUUCCCAUCGGGCUUCCUGUUCAUCAACAACGUGUUCUACGUGGACACGCGGCCGGGCUGCGUGGACCACGCGGCGGGGCUGCGCGAGUGGGCGCGCCGCCGCGGGCUCGGGGACUUCCCCUCGCGCGACAUGUGCCAGGCCGCCGUCGGGGACAUCGUCAUGCGGCUGGGGUACCCGGAGGUGACUACACUGGGCCGUGUCCCCUCGGCUCCUGCUCAUCACGUGUGCUAGCGGGCCCGGGGACUUCCCCUCGCGCGACAUGUGCCAGGCCGCCGUCGGGGACAUCGUCAUGCGGCUGGGGUACCCGGAGGUGACUACACUGGGCCGUGUCCCCUCGGCUCCUGCUCAUCACGUGUGCUAGCGGGCCCGGGGACUUCCCCUCGCGCGACAUGUGCCAGGCCGCCGUCGGGGACAUCGUCAUGCGGCUGGGGUACCCGGAGGUGACUACACUGGGCCGUGUCCCCUCGGCUCCUGCUCAUCACGUGUGCUAGCGGGCCCGGGGACUUCCCCUCGCGCGACAUGUGCCAGGCCGCCGUCGGGGACAUCGUCAUGCGGCUGGGGUACCCGGAGGUGACUACACUGGGCCGUGUCCCCUCGGCUCCUGCUCAUCACGUGUGCUAGCGGGCCCGGGGACUUCCCCUCGCGCGACAUGUGCCAGGCCGCCGUCGGGGACAUCGUCAUGCGGCUGGGGUACCCGGAGGUGACUACACUGGGCCGUGUCCCCUCGGCUCCUGCUCAUCACGUGUGCUAGCGGGCCCGGGGACUUCCCCUCGCGCGACAUGUGCCAGGCCGCCGUCGGGGACAUCGUCAUGCGGCUGGGGUACCCGGAGGUGACUGCACUGGGCCGUGUCCCCGCCGGCUCUUGCUCAUCAACGCAUAGUUGUACCUAGCUUUUAAGCCUAGCAGACUGACCUAAUGGGGCAGUCAAGCUAGAUUGUGUGUCAGGCGGGGCAGUCUGGUGGUCAGAUUUUUAGGCGAAGCAGUCGGGCCAGUUUCUGAGCCAGAAGGAGGAGGCAGCCUGACCUGACAGAAAGGGGAGGUGGCAGUCUGGUCAGCGUCUGUGCCCGCCAGGGAUGAGGGCAGUCUGGCCCAGAGAGGGCAUCCGUUUUUUAUAGUCCAACGACGGCGGGGCAAGAUUAGAAUCAGCGUUACUCUGAUCUCGAGUCGGCCAGUCCGAAACCGACACUGUUGGGAUAUUGUCGCCUUAAAGAUAUGUACUAUUCAUGGUGCCCUUCUGGGUCUCUUCUCUGCCCCUUGACAUAACACCUUAAUCACUGCAUAUUGCGCUACAGCUAACUUACUCAAGCUUACUUUAAA
Messenger RNA from Ostrinia furnacalis (Asian corn borer), 2599 nucleotides. RefSeq names its product proximal sequence element A Pbp49 (gene Pbp49). NCBI's taxonomy places the organism in Eukaryota, Metazoa, Arthropoda, Insecta, Lepidoptera, Crambidae. The record is from RefSeq and is a predicted model, not a curated record. Bases 185 to 1513 code for a protein of 442 amino acids. Gene Ontology annotation, molecular function: core promoter sequence-specific DNA binding; bent DNA binding; RNA polymerase II cis-regulatory region sequence-specific DNA binding. Gene Ontology annotation, cellular component: snRNA-activating protein complex. The transcript has 7 exons. Gene Ontology annotation, biological process: snRNA transcription by RNA polymerase II; snRNA transcription by RNA polymerase III.